AUGAAGAACCAUUUGCUUUUGUGGGGCAUCUUGGGCCUUUUUGUUAAGGCUGUUCUUGUGACAGCCCAAGAUGAAGAAGAAAGUAUUAUUCUUGCUGACAACAAGUGUCAGUGUGUCCGGGUUUCUUCCAGGAUCAUCCCAUCUCCUGAGGACCCUUCUGAAGAUAUUGUGGAGAGAAGCAUCAGAAUUACCAUUCCUAUGAACAACAGGGAGAAUAUUUCGGAUCCUACCUCUCCAGUGAGAACCAAAUUUGUGUACCAUUUGGCCGACGUCUGUAAGAAAUGUGAUCCUGUAGAAGUGGAAGUGGAUGAUCAAGUAGUUACUGCCUCCCAAAGCAAUAUCUGUGAAGAAUCUGAAACUUGCUACACUUAUGACAGAAACAAGUGCUACACCAAUAGGGUCCCACUUAUCUUUGGUGGUAAGACCACUGUGGUGGAAGCAGCUCUGACCCCAGAUUCCUGCUAUUCUGAUGAUUUUUAAGUCAUUGCUAAUUACACAGUGUUUAUCUUGAAAGACUCUCCAUUUUGAUCCCAAAAGCUCAUAUAUUUGC
This is a messenger RNA of Suncus etruscus (white-toothed pygmy shrew), 550 nucleotides long. It is a transcript of the gene JCHAIN, whose product is annotated as joining chain of multimeric IgA and IgM. Gene Ontology annotation, biological process: humoral immune response. The record is from RefSeq and is a predicted model, not a curated record. The coding region runs from base 1 to 480 and encodes 159 amino acids. The transcript has 4 exons. Gene Ontology annotation, molecular function: immunoglobulin receptor binding. NCBI's taxonomy places the organism in Eukaryota, Metazoa, Chordata, Mammalia, Eulipotyphla, Soricidae. Gene Ontology annotation, cellular component: pentameric IgM immunoglobulin complex.